Corvus hawaiiensis (hawaiian crow) is the source of this 819-nucleotide messenger RNA. RefSeq names its product E3 ubiquitin-protein ligase RNF113A-like. The record is from RefSeq and is a predicted model, not a curated record. Gene Ontology annotation, biological process: snoRNA splicing. Lineage: Eukaryota; Metazoa; Chordata; Aves; Passeriformes; Corvidae. Gene Ontology annotation, cellular component: U2-type spliceosomal complex.
GAGAAGGAGGAGCUGAGAGGAAAAGAAGAUGAUAAAAUUUCUCGUGGCAGUAACAGCUGCCAGCAGCGUGUGAAGCCCAAGGACACACGGAUGGGAAACGCCUCUGCAGACAGGACAGGGCCCAUCCGUGCUCUGGAGCACUCACGGGUGCACUGGGACACCCGGCUCCAGACCUGCAAGGACCACAAUGAGAGCGGGUUCUGUGCCUUCGGGCAGCUGCGAAUUCCGCACGAGCGCUGGGACUGCAAACACGGCUGGCAGAUCCCAUGGGAGCCGCACCAGGGCCGCGACGGCGCCAACGACGAUGGAAACGACGAGGUGAGCAGCCAGGAGGGGGACCUGCCCUUCAAAUGCUUCAUCUGCAGGGGUUCCUUCAAGAACCUCGUGGUCACCAAGUGUUGGCGCUGCUUCUGUGAGAGCUGUGCCCUCCAGCGCCGUCGCAAAUCCCAGCGCUGCCGCAUCUGCGACAAGCAAACCAACCUGUGUUCCUUCAACCCCGCCAAAGAGCUCAUGGCAAAGUUGGAAAAACACAAAGAGGAGGAAGGAGAGGAGCAGCAGUCAGAGGAAGAAGAGGAGCAGCAGUCAGAGCACGAAGAGGAUCCGCAGCAGCGGAGCGCUGAGCCGGGCCAGGAGGAGGAUUUGUCAGCUCCAGUCCUGCCUGACAGGUUUGCUCUGCUGUCCCGCAUCGUUCCUGCGGCCGUGAACCCCCCCGGGCGCAGCGGGGCACGGCCGGAAGCGAUUGCGAUCGGCUGCAAAAGCGUCGGAGCAGCCCCGGGGCUCGCCCAGGGCAGCCCGACCCCCCCUGCCCCGGGUCUGUGA